This is a messenger RNA of Diaporthe amygdali, 1800 nucleotides long. RefSeq lists its product as uncharacterized. Gene Ontology annotation, molecular function: snoRNA binding. Gene Ontology annotation, cellular component: box C/D methylation guide snoRNP complex; small-subunit processome. The coding region runs from base 1 to 1800 and encodes 599 amino acids. The record is from RefSeq and is a predicted model, not a curated record. Lineage: Eukaryota; Fungi; Ascomycota; Sordariomycetes; Diaporthales; Diaporthaceae. The transcript is spliced from 4 exons.
AUGCCUCUUUUCGUUCUCUCCGAGACGAGCGUAGGCUAUGCCUUGUUCAAGGCCAAGGACAAGAAGCUGCUCGACGACAGCGAGCUCGAUGCCCGUCUCCAGACCGCCGAACAGAUCAACAAUGAACUGAAGCUCAAGGAGAUUGUAAAAUGGGACAAUGCUGCCACUGGUCUUGAGGAAGUGGCCGGCUUGGUCGAGGGCAAGGUCACGCCCUUGCUGGCCCAGCUGCUUGAGUCCAUCAAGGAUGAGAAGAAGGCCUCGCUCGCCGUGUCCGAUGCCAAACUGGGUACCGCGAUCAACAAGCUUCCUCAAUUCAACAUCACCCCCGUCGCCGACUCCUCAACCCAAGAACUUUACCGUAACAUCCGAGCACAUAUCACCGACCUCAUCCCCGGCCUGCAAUCUGAAAACCUCCGAAGUCUCGCCCUUGGUCUGUCCCAUUCGCUGUCCCGACACAAGCUGCGAUUCUCGCCCGACAAGGUCGAUGUCAUGAUUGUCCAGGCCAUUUCUCUGCUUGACGACCUCGACAAGGAGCUCAACACUUAUGCGAUGAGGGUCAAGGAAUGGUACGGCUGGCACUUCCCCGAGCUGGGAAAGAUCCUGAACGACAACCUCGCCUACGCACGAGUCAUCCUUGCUGUUGGCAUGCGUACCAGCACGGCCACCACUGAUCUUUCCGAUAUUCUUCCCGAAGAGAUAGAGACUGCUGUCAAGGCCGCUGCGGAAGUCAGUAUGGGUACUGAGAUCAGUGAGGAGGACCUGAUGAACAUCACGAUGCUGGCGGACCACGUCGUCCGGUAUACCGAGGUCCGAGCACAGCUCUCAAGCUACCUCGAGUCCAGGAUGAAGGCCAUUGCCCCCAACUUGACAGAGCUCGUAGGAACUCUUGUCGGCGCACGUCUUAUCGCCCACGCCGGCUCACUGAUGAGCUUGGCCAAGAACCCCGGUUCAACCAUCCAGAUCCUUGGUGCUGAGAAGGCGCUGUUCCGUGCUCUCAAGACGAAGCAUGCCACACCCAAGUACGGUCUGAUUUACCACUCUUCACUGGUCGGUCAAGCCACAGGCAAGAACAAGGGCAAGAUCGCUCGUCAACUCGCUGCCAAGACUGCUCUGGGUAUCCGCGCGGACGCUCUCUCCGAGUGGGUUGAUGAGGAUGGCAACGAGGUCGAUGAGGACGAGCGAGCGUCGCUUGGUGUAUCUGCUCGCGCGAAGGUCGAGUCCAACCUGAGAAGGUUAGAAGGAAAGCCGUUGGUCGCGAAGGGCGUUUCAGUUGGCCCUAACGGACAGGCUGCCGCCCAACCGGCCAAGUGGGAUGUCAAGGAGGCUAAGAAGUACAACGCCGAUGCUGAUGGUCUCGAGGCCGAGUUUGCAUCAGUUGAGAUUACUGAAGAGGAGUCUGGUAAGAAGGAGAAGAAAGACAAAAAGGAUAAGAAGGAUAAGAAGUCGAAGAAAGACAAGCCUCUUGUCCAAGAGGUUUCAGACGACGAGAUGGCGGAUGCUCCUGCUCAGAACGGAGCUGAUGCCACCCCAGCCAAGUCUAAGGCACUGUCCGAAGCUGACUUCGAGAAAUAUGCCGAGGCCGCUGGCAUUUCAGUGUCCAAGUUCAAGCGCAAGUAUGAGCGCGGCGACGUCGAGCUCGCUGCGGACGGCACACCAAAGGUGCUGUCCAAGAAGGAGCUCAAGAAGCUCAAGAAGGCCGAGGAUAAGGCCGACUCUGACGAGUCACCUAAGAAGAAGCGCAAGGCCGACGCGGACGGAGAGGAGAAGCCCAAAAAGAAGAAGAAGAAGGCCGACGCAUAG